Molecule: messenger RNA, 2591 nt
Organism: Exserohilum turcica Et28A
Lineage: Eukaryota; Fungi; Ascomycota; Dothideomycetes; Pleosporales; Pleosporaceae
Exons: 1
Coding region: 1-2403 (800 amino acids)
Biological process (GO): nucleotide-excision repair; transcription by RNA polymerase II; positive regulation of mitotic recombination
Cellular component (GO): nucleus
Molecular function (GO): ATP binding; damaged DNA binding; DNA helicase activity
Source: RefSeq, a predicted model, not a curated record
AUGAAGUUCUACAUCGACAGUCUCCCGGUUCUCUUCCCGUAUCCUCGGAUCUAUCCUGAACAAUAUGCCUACAUGUGCGAUCUCAAGCGGACGCUGGACCAGGGCGGUCACUGCGUCCUCGAGAUGCCUUCGGGCACGGGUAAAACCGUGUCGCUGCUCUCGCUCAUCGUCGCGUAUCAACAGCACUACCCUGAAAAACGGAAGCUGAUUUACUGCUCGCGUACCAUGUCUGAGAUUGAGAAAGCACUGGCCGAGUUGAAAGCGUUGAUGAAGUACCGAACCUCCGAGCUAGGCUACGAGGAGGAAUUCCGGGGGUUGGGACUGACAAGUCGCAAAAACCUUUGUCUCCAUCCCUCGGUCAAGCGAGAAAAGAGUGGGACUGUGGUAGAUGCGCGAUGUCGCAGCUUGACAGCAGGCUUUGUCAAGGAGAAGAAGGAAAGAGGCGAGGACGUGGAGCUCUGCGUCUAUCACGAGAACCUGGAUCUACUGGAGCCGCACAACCUCAUUCCGCCCGGCGUAUGGACGUUUGAUGGCAUGAUGAAGUAUGGUGAACAACAAAAGCAAUGUCCCUACUUUACAGCCCGGCGGAUGAUGCCUUACUGCAACGUCAUCAUCUACUCGUAUCAUUAUCUGCUAGAUCCAAAGAUUGCAGACAGAGUGUCCAAGGAGCUGUCAAAGGAUUGCAUAGUGGUCUUUGACGAGGCUCACAACAUCGACAAUGUGUGCAUUGAGUCCCUAAGCAUCGACCUGACCGAAGAUGUGCUACGAAAGGCAACCAAAGGCGUCAACAGCCUUGACCGCAAAAUCACAGAGAUGAAGAGCAGCGACGCAGAAAAGCUACAGAGCGAAUAUGCCAAGCUAGUCGAAGGCCUCCGAGCUGCAGACGAGGCACGAAAUGAAGAAGCUUUCAUGGCAAACCCUGCCCUCCCUGACGAUCUCCUCACCGAAGCUGUGCCUGGUAACAUACGGCGGGCCGAGCACUUUGUCGCCUUUCUCAAACGGUUUAUCGAGUACCUCAAAACUCGAAUGAAGGUUCUCAAUGUCGUUGCAGAUACACCACCAGAGUUCCUCAAGCAUCUGAGGGACUUGACAUUCAUCGAGCGAAAACCGUUGCGUUUCUGCGCUGAGCGCCUGACUUCACUUGUCCGCACACUCGAACUCACGAAUAUCGAGGACUAUCAACCUCUCCAGGAAGUUGCGACCUUUGCCACGCUGGUGGCAACCUAUGAAACCGGUUUCCUACUGAUCAUAGAACCAUUUGAAUCAGCGACGGCCACUGUACCGAACCCUGUCCUACACUUGACAUGUUUGGACGCUGCCAUAGCUAUCAAGCCUGUGUUUGAGCGCUUCUAUUCUGUAAUCGUUACUUCUGGAACCAUGUCUCCGCUGGACAUGUACCCACGCAUGCUCAACUUCAACACGGUCGUACAAGAAUCAUUUACAAUGACACUGACGCGAAAGUCUUUCCUUCCCAUGAUUGUCGACCGCGGCAACGACCAGAAUCAAGUUACCUCGCAAUUCGAGCAUCGCAACGAUCUGCAAGUUCAGCGCAACUUUGGUAAUCUUCUCAUAGAAUUUUGCAAGUUGACUCCAGACGGAGUCGUCGUGUUCUUCCCGUCUUAUCUGUACAUGGAAAGCAUCAUUUCAGCCUGGCAAGGAAUGGAGAUCCUCGACACGGUGUGGAAAUACAAACUCAUUCUUGUCGAAACACCCGACGCGCAAGAGACUGCCCUCGCGCUAGAAACCUUCCGCACAGCAUGCAACAACGGCCGCGGCGCCGUCCUUCUCUGCGUCGCGCGAGGAAAAGUCAGCGAGGGAAUCGAUUUCGACCACCAUUAUGGCCGCACUGUGCUUUGCAUGGGCGUACCUUACCAAUACACCGAAUCUCGCAUCUUGAAAGCGCGCCUCGAGUUCCUGCGCGAAACAUAUCGCAUCAAAGAGGCUGAUUUCCUCUCUUUCGACGCCAUGCGCCACGCAGCCCAGUGCCUGGGCCGCGUCAUCCGCGGAAAAGACGACUACGGUAUCAUGGUGCUGGCGGAUAAGCGCUUCAACAAGAAGCAGACACAACUCCCCAAGUGGAUCCAACAGGGCCUCGAUGCCAAAAACACAAAACUCUCCAUCGACCAGGCCGUCGGCAUGGCUAAGAACUUCCUCAAGGAAAUGAGUGUGCCGUGGAGCAGGGCAGAGCAAGAAGGCCACUCAUCGUGGAGUCUGGAAGAUUUGGAGGCGCAUCAGCGAAAGAAGGCAGCACAUGGAAUCAGCGGUACUGAGAACCCAGCUAUGCGCGCGCUGGAGGGUAGGGCGGAGAUUGAGCGCAUGGAUGUGGAUGGUGAGGGAGAUGAAUUUGGAGGCAGGGCUGAUGUCGAUGCCGAGAUGGCGGGAUUGGCUGACGCUGGUGCUUGAGAUUGGCCACCAGAAUCGAGUUGUACUACAGAAGAGAAUUCGGCGAGAUGCCUACUUUAGGGCUCAAGGCGUUUUGUGAAAACUUAAGAAUUGGAUAUCGCGAUCAAGCACGCAUCACAUGUAAGCGCGAGUGCGAGAAAUUAGAAUAGAAAUCAACAUCAAGGAUUACGCGUCGGAGUCAACGUUUC